Messenger RNA from Lathyrus sativus (Indian pea), 996 nucleotides. The record is from the annotation of a GenBank genome assembly. Lineage: Eukaryota; Viridiplantae; Streptophyta; Magnoliopsida; Fabales; Fabaceae.
AUGUUAAAGGUGGCGAAUCCAAGAGAUAAAGUUAUUAAAAGGGAACUCGAUGAUCCCACAUUGUCAAGUGAAAUGGUAUUUCCUUUUCCUGGUAUGAAUAGAGAUAGAGAAAUGUCUGCUAUGAUCUCUGCUCUCACUCAUAUCGUCUCUGGAGAUGUUCCGAACCAAAGCACUCCAGUUGAACCAAGUAUGAUCAAUAUGUCUUCUUCUCCUAAUUCUUCAUCUAGUUAUGUUACUAGUUCUUCUCUCAAAAGAACUAGAGAAGAUGAUAGAUUCUUUGCUGACCAGGUGUCGCUGACACCAGAUACAACACUGAUACAGACGAAUGCAGAAAGUUCGAGAAAUAGGACAACAACGGCAAGAGUAACAAGAGAAAUGGGAAAUGCUGUGUAUGAAUAUAGAAGAACAGAGAGUGUGGUAAGAGAAGGAGAAGAGAAGAGAAAAUACAGAGGAGUGAGACAGAGACCGUGGGGAAAAUGGGCUGCAGAGAUAAGAGAUCCUUUCAAAGCAGCAAGAGUAUGGUUAGGAACAUUUGAAACAGCUGAAGCAGCAGCCAGAGCAUAUGAUGAAGCUGCUCUUCGUUUUAGAGGAAACAAAGCAAAACUGAAUUUUCCGGAGAAUGUUACUCUUCGUCACCCUCCUCCAACAACGUCCACUCAGUGGAAUGUUUCGAAUAUGCCGAGUUCUGUUGUUUCGAUCACAACUUCUACUGACCCUGUGGUUCAUACUCGACCUUUUUCAUAUUCACAACCUUCAACAAAUUUGUAUGAUUCUUUCCAGUUUUCGGGUAUUCCUGCUAGGAAUGUUUAUGAUGAUAAUAUGAUUAUGACUUCUUCUAUGGCUUCUCAUCUUCAAUCUUCUUCGUCGUCGUUGUCACCAGCUUCUUCUUUGUCGUCUUCUUCUUCUAUGCAGACCAAUGCUUCAGCUUCCUCGUUUUAUUCUACACCGUUUCCACCGUGGUCAGGCUCUGAUCAUAACUCUUCUUCUUCAAAAUGA